GUUGUGCAACUAUAAAUUAGAAAUUCGACGCUAUAAAGUACUUGUUUGGAUGUUCCAGUGCAAAUAGGAAAAUGCAUCCUUCUGCAGAUUUUGACACAAGUUCUUUGAAAUCUUAUACGGUUUCUACUUCACGCACAAAUUUGGAUGUUCGAAAAUCCAAUUGGACUUCACUAUGGUUUGCAAAUCUUAUUCAAUACUUCUGUGGACUUCAAAUGUCUCUUUAUUUUACAUCAAUGUGGCCUUACCUUCUCAAACUUGAUCCAACUGCUCAGCUCCCUUUCUUCGGAAUUAUUCUUGCUAGUUUUAGUAUCGGACAAGCUGUUGGAUCUCCAAUAUUCGGAACAUGGACUCAGAAAACAGAGUCUUUUAAAGUUCCAGUAGCAACAGGUCUUGUAUUUUGCUGCGUUGGUAACAUUCUCUAUGGAAUCUUGCCAACAAUAAUGUGGGAAGUUCAAUGGCUGAUGCUUGUCUCAAGAGUUUUGAUCGGUUUUGGAGCUGGUAAUUUGUCGGCUCUAAGAGCAUAUGUAGCAGCAAGUUCAACUCUCGAAGAUAGAAAUACAGCGGUAUCUCUUGCGACUGGAAGCCAAGUUACUGGCAUGCUCACCGGACCUAUUCUCCAGACGGCGUUUGCAUUCAUUGGUGAUGGUGUUCGAGUAUUCAAUACAUUUGAUUUGGAUGCUUAUACAUCUCCAGCAUUUGUUCUUUCGAUUGUGCUCAUUAUCAUGGCUGUCAUGAUUUUCUUCUAUUUUUCUGAAGACUACGCAGGAGUUAUUGAUGAAAAGAAAGAGGAUUCAGAUGUCAUAAUUCCACCAUUUGAUCGUCGAGCUGCCGUUGUCUGUAUUUUCCUCUGGUUUGUGAUCCAAACAAUUGCUGUCAACAUUGAGUCGUUGUGUUCUGUAUUUACAAUUGCAAUGUAUAAUUGGACAUCUCAUCAAGCAAUUGUGUAUGGUGGAUAUAUUGAAACAGCUUCUUGUGCUCUUUCAGUUUCACAGUAUCUGGUGAUCGGUCUAACAAGAGUUGGAAAAAUAGACAAGAGAAUUCAAAUUUUAUUUGGAUGCAUUGUUUUCUGUAUUUAUUACGUUGUUCUUCUCCCAUGGCCAUUUUACCCAGAAUCACUACUAUAUAAUCCAAAUGUAACCGACGGAGCGUGUACUUAUGAAUGGUGCCAAUAUGUUCCAAAAAUUCCCUUCAUUGCCUACAUCUUGGUAUACGUUCUUUGUUUUGGAAUCGCUUUUCCCUAUAUUGGAAAUUCAAUAGGAACACUGUUCUCAGAAGUUCUUGGACCAAGACAACAAGGAACUAUGCAAGGAGUUUUUGCAUUUUUUGGAAGUGUUGGAAGAUGUGCAGCUCCAUUAGUUACAACCUUCUUCUUCAACUCAUCUGGCUACACAUGGGUUAGUGUAGAAAUGCUCACAUUUCUUAUUAUCGGAGCUUUAUCAACAUGCAUCUUCUGGAAGCAAAUGAUACCUUUAGAAUUAAUACAAAAGAAAGAAAGUAUUAGUAACAACAAUAAUCACAAAGUGUGAUGACAUUCUAUGAUGCCUUAAUUCCAAUUAUCACUUUUUCCGGGUAUUUUCUCAUCAUUGACGUGACGUUUUCUGACAAUUCCAUAUUUCAUCAAAUAAAUACGGUUUUGAGU
Caenorhabditis elegans is the source of this 1639-nucleotide messenger RNA. RefSeq names its product Major facilitator superfamily (MFS) profile domain-containing protein (gene mfsd-8.2). The coding region runs from base 72 to 1526 and encodes 484 amino acids. Gene Ontology annotation, cellular component: vacuole; membrane. The transcript is spliced from 8 exons. Gene Ontology annotation, biological process: transmembrane transport. The record is from RefSeq and is marked reviewed. Gene Ontology annotation, molecular function: transmembrane transporter activity. NCBI's taxonomy places the organism in Eukaryota, Metazoa, Nematoda, Chromadorea, Rhabditida, Rhabditidae.